Periconia digitata is the source of this 2331-nucleotide messenger RNA. The record is from the annotation of a GenBank genome assembly. Lineage: Eukaryota; Fungi; Ascomycota; Dothideomycetes; Pleosporales; Periconiaceae.
AUGGGCCCGCGCCCAGCCUCAUCCGUUUACCCACCGGUACUAGAAUCGAUUCCUAUGCCUAACCACGAGAACUUCCGACCCACAGUUACUUCAGAUCCGGCAAGCCCAAACUCUUACAUCUACAAUGAUCAAGAUUCAGCACAGGACUCUUUCGAGCAAAAUGAUUUAUACGACUCCCCUGAUGGCAACCAAGAAGAACGUUAUGGAGCAUAUGAGAACGGAAAUGAAGCUGAUGACGAGAAGUACGAAAGUGGAGAUAAUAAUACCAUUUGUCCUUCGCCUCAAACUCAAUCGACUAUGUUUGCAGCAUCUUCAAAAGCAUUCCCAGUGGACAGCAUGCACACAGUGAGCCUGGACCGCUUUCCCAGCAAGAAAAAAGAAAGACGUAAAAACAAAGGGUGGAUCAUCGGCGGCGCCGUCCUAGCCAUACUUGUCCUAACCGCACUUAUUCUCUCCGCCCUCGCCUUGAACAAAAACUCGACUGCGCAGAAUCCUGUCACAACGAGCUUUCUGACUCCAACGGCAGACAGUUCAAGCGGAAUCACACAUUCGAGUGACGCGUCAACUAUGACUGAGUCAACAGACAGAAGUGUGACUGCUGCGAGCUCUAGUGACGCGACCAUGAGUUCCGAGAGUUUGACUCAAAGCAGCGAAAGUAUAUUAGAGCCGACAUCCACUGACAACUCUGUGUCUUCUACACCAACAUCAAAUCCCAAUUCCGAGUCUGAUUCUGAUCCUCUUUUCACGACUACCACUAUACAAGCUACCGUCACUAAGACUUCUGAUAAACAGCGAAGAACGUUACACAUCACAAUGGCUAGCCGAUCAGCUUUAGGUCUUGGGAACCCUGGAAAAUACUCAUCCGACCUGGACGAUCAGCGAACAUGGACAGAAGGAUCAGCCCAACCCUCCAUAAAGACUUCCGGUAGUGUGUCCGAGCGACAAGGGCUUCGUCGAUUUCCACACGGGCUCUGGCGAGCCAUGAAAGCUGUCUUCGCAUCUCCUAGGAAAUGCAUGGAUUAUUACAUCAUGCUUUGGACUGUUAUCGGGAGCGUUCUUCUCAUCACACUCAUCGUCAUUCUUGCGAUCUUGUGGAAGAAAGUUUCGCAUUAUCUCGCUUUCCUCAAAGACCCAACGGCCCAGAUUAAGGAAAAGCUCCAGGACCUUCUCAAACAGGGCGGUGAACUGUUCGGAAAAUUGUCGGACAAUAUCACAAAAGACGUCGAGGGUGUAGUGGACGAUUUCAAGAAGCAGGUGACCCAAAUGAAAGAUGAAGUCUCGGACCAGGUAGAAAAGGUCAAGAACAAAGCAGGAGAUGUUAUAGAUGAUGGUAAAGACAAGGCCAAAGGAGUGAAAAGUGCCGCAGGGCAUUUAAUCGGGCAUAACCGUAGAACACAGCUAACUUCUUCGUCGGUGUUUGUGGAAUCAGUCGACAUGAUGACUUCGUCACUCUCGUCUGCAGCGGCGGUGACUAGCAUGCUGUCAACCAUCGCAUCCACUCCUACUCCCACAAGCAUGAUGACUAUUGCAAAUGACAAAGGGAAGGACCCAUUACAUCUGACUCCAUUGGGCUCGACAAGCAGCACGCAUGCCCGUCCCCACGCCCCUGUCAUCUUCUUCCCAAUUUUAUGGCUUUGUAUCAUUGCUCUGGCAUCGGUCUUCGUUAGCGCAGCGGCCAGUGGAACAGAGACUCGUACUGCAAAGGCUGUUGAUAGUCACAUCGCUGAGGGAAAUGAGAUCAACCCAAUAGGAACUACAGCUUUGGCUGGUGAAGAGUCCGAAUCGGCGGUACCAUGCUCUACCACAACCACCACGUCGGUUGGUACUGUCCAGGUCGCUCUCAGGGGCAUCGGUGGUAUCUUGAAAGGUGCUGAAAAGAUUGUGCCUGUUCUACACGGGAGUUCUCAAGAGACAAAAGCGCCAGAGUCCAGUAGAGCCGAGAAAGUUGAAUCAUCCACUAGAGUCGAGACAACUGAAACAUCUACUACUUCCUCCACCUCCUCCCCUUCAAAGAGUGAACCUUCCGCAACACUAUCCCAAAAUGCAGCACCUCGUGGUCUAGGUAUUCCUCUAGUCUUCAACAUUCUGGCUAGAUCUAGCGGAGUACACGCCAAACAUCUUGAGAAACAAAGGGAGCAGAAGAAUAAUCUCUUACUUGAGAGAAGGAGAGGAGGGAGAGGAGGGAAAGGCGCCAGUAGUAAAAAUAAGGCAGAUGGAGCAGAUUGUACAGCCAGUGAGGCGUCGAUACUUUUAGGUUCUAGUUUCGGUGCCGUACCUCUACUCCUUGCUACCUUGAUGGCUCUGGGUGGUGCGUUUAUUUGGUGGGCAUAG